CAUAAAAGAAGUCGUAACAUAUUUUUUCACAUUUCUUUACAGAGGAAGAUGUGAUAAAAUAUUUCCAAACAGCGUCUGUGUGCAACUUAAAAAGACUGCAAGUGAUCCAUGUGAUGCAAGCAGUAAACCUAAGGAAUUGCUUAAUCUUUUAGCUCAACAAGAAAGCAUGGCAAUGGUCUUGAUAGAUAGCAAGAUAGAUUCUAUGGACGAAGCGACGCAACAAGAAGCGGCUAAAAAGGUGGUAGCUCUUGUCGAAAAAGAAUUGUUUGGAGAAGGAUUUCAAGGUGAAGUGAUUUUUGGAGCUGGUAAAUUUACAUCCCUUCCAUACAUCACAGCAAUUUCAAAAGAGAAUUCCGACAAUAAGGACAAGAUCCAUUUCACAAUUGAUCAAGAAGAUAUGGCACAGACAAAAUCAAAGCUUGAUGUCUUGGAAAACAAAAAUAUUGUUUAUAACGUUGGAGAAAGUACCUGUUCACCAAGGAAUGUAGCAAACAAGAAGUUGUCGCAUUUAGCAGCAUUAAACAAAGUGAAAGGUGUCUGGGGGAUGACAUACACUUGGAGCGUGGACAAACACUCUACUCUUGAUUGGUACACAAAUUAUUUCACAGGCAUAAUUACAAAUUACCCUGGCAUACUGGCAGAUAUCGUAAAAAACAAAAAAAUAAGACUGGCUGCACCAUCUGAUAUUAUUCCACCCGCAUUAUCAAGUGAGACAGUGACAUCUAACAGCAACUACGAAUCAUGUGAUUGUGAUUACGCUUCCAGUGGUUGCAAGAUCGUGAAAAAAGCACCAAAAGGAAUGGCGUGCCAAUGUGACAAUUACAUUUUUCGUGCGUGUCAGGGAUGGGUUGUAAUGUGCAGUGAUAGGAACACAGACACGUGCAAAAAUCCAAACAAAUCGAAACAAUCAUGCUUAGAAGGAAGAGGAGAUUGUGAAGGAUAUUAGAACUAUCGCUAUCGUGAACAGAGAUGUAUUUUUGUUAGAAUAAAGAUUGCUUCGACUUAAAUAUAUAUAUAUUUUUUGACUUUGUGUCCUCUCCUCUAUAAAAAGAUUGAAAUACAGUACAAAUUAGAAAAAUUUG
This is a messenger RNA of Hydractinia symbiolongicarpus, 1082 nucleotides long. RefSeq lists its product as uncharacterized. Lineage: Eukaryota; Metazoa; Cnidaria; Hydrozoa; Anthoathecata; Hydractiniidae. The record is from RefSeq and is a predicted model, not a curated record. The coding region runs from base 167 to 946 and encodes 259 amino acids. The transcript has 4 exons. Gene Ontology annotation, molecular function: phosphoric diester hydrolase activity. Gene Ontology annotation, biological process: lipid metabolic process.